This is a messenger RNA of Melitaea cinxia (Glanville fritillary), 2283 nucleotides long. RefSeq names its product WD repeat and FYVE domain-containing protein 2 (gene Wdfy2). Gene Ontology annotation, molecular function: protein binding; metal ion binding. The record is from RefSeq and is a predicted model, not a curated record. Lineage: Eukaryota; Metazoa; Arthropoda; Insecta; Lepidoptera; Nymphalidae. The coding region runs from base 68 to 1324 and encodes 418 amino acids. The transcript has 9 exons.
ACGUUUUCGUUUUCGUUUCAGUAAGAAGUGACGAAUAAGUGUUUAUUUGCUAUUUAAAAUUAAAAAUAUGGCUGCUGAAAUAAAGCCUGCACCAAGGACACCUAACGAUAGAUUUUCCACAACUAAAAAACCGGCUCUUCUUAGCAAAUUAGAAGGUUGUACCGACGAUGUUAACGCUGCAGUCGUCAUCCCUGGCGAGGACGGAGUUAUUAGUGUUUGUGAUGAUAAGACAGUUCGAGUAUGGCUGAAGAGAGAUUCAGGUCAGUACUGGCCAAGUAUUUGUCAGUACAUGCCUUCUGGUUGUACAUCGAUGUUUUAUACUCCCGAAACAAGGCAGUUAUUUAUCGGUCAAGAAAAUGGAACCAUUUCUGAAUUUGUACUGGCACAAGACUGCAAUAGGAUAAAUCCUACACGAGAAUAUCUAGCACAUACAGCACGCGUUACAGCUGUGGUGUUUUCCCUAAGCUGUGAGUGGGUGCUCUCAGUCAGUCGUGAUAAGCUGUUCUCCUAUCACUGCAGUGAAACUGGUCGCAGGAUCGGUGGCUACUCGUUUGAAGCCUGGUGCACUGCUUUGCAAUUUGACUCGCAGUCAAAAUAUGCAUUUAUUGGAGAUUACAGUGGCCAGAUAACAAUGUUAAAAUUAGAUAAUAAUGGUGCAACCCUAGUCACGACGUUGAAAGGACACACAGGAUCUGUGCGUGUCUUAAACUGGGCUCCCUUACCGCAGCUACUGUUUAGUGGUUCCUUCGAUCAGACUAUUAUUGUGUGGGAUAUUGGCGGUCAGAAAGGAACAGCAUAUGAACUUCAAGGUCAUAGCAACAAGGUGACGGGUCUGUGGUACGUGGGCGGCUGCGCGCGGCUGGUGUCGUGCGGCGAGGACGGCGCGCUGGGCGUGUGGGAGAUGGGCGUGGCGCGCCGGGAGACGCCCGCGUGGCGCGAGGCCGACCUGUGCCAGCUGUGCCGCGCGCCCUUCAUCUGGAACGUGCGCGCCAUGAUGGAGAAGAAGCAGCUGGGUCUCCGGCAGCACCACUGCCGCUGGUGCGGCGCGGCGGUGUGCGGCGCGUGCUCCCCGCACCGCCUGCCGCUGCCCGUCAUGGGCUUCGAGUUCCCGCAGCGCGUGUGCUCCGCCUGCUACGACACGCUGCGCCACGAGCCGCGCGAGUCGCUGGCGUCGUUCCACGACAUGAAGCACGCGGUAGCGUCGCUGUUCGUGGACGAGGCGACUGGCCGCAUGUGUACUGCUGGCAAAGAUCGCGUCAUUAAGGUAUGGGAUAUAAGCGUGUUGCUUGCACCUGCGCCAAAGCCGGGCACUAGCGAGCAAUAGUGAACCUUAUGGCGACGACACAUCAUCGAAAUUCAAUCAAACAUGUUAAAUGUCCAUUGAUAACAACAUUAAUCCAUGUUUAAUCUGUGCUAAGUUAAAUAAAAUUAAGUGGAGGUGAAAAAAAUUAAAAAAAAAAAAAUUGAAAGUAUAAAUGUUUAAAAUAUUAAUUUAUUUCUUAGUUAAAAGAUAUUCUAUGUUUUAAUAUGUACGUAAAAACAUUCUUAAUUGUGAUUUUAUUCGAAAUUUGUAUAAUUUCUAACUUUAUUGACGGAUCUGAAAUGUUCUGUUGUUUUUGAAACUGUUGAAAAAAUGUUGAAAGUUUUAAAACAGCGAUCUUUAAGGGGGAUUCUGCUUUAGGGGGCCCAAAAAAGCGUUUUGUGGGGAGUGUUUUAGGUUAAAAAAAAAUUAGCAACUCUAGCGAUCUUUUUAGAUUAUGUUAUAUCAUAUCUGUUCACGGAGAAAAAAAAAACACUCGUUGUACUUUGCACUGUCCGAUUUACUCGUAAUCGAUUCCCGUGAAAUCUGCAUUUUCCUGGUUUCGCUUGGGUUAAAGUUUAGGUAUAAAGCACGUCUACGAAUUCAAAAUAUUUGGAACGAUCGUCAAAUCUUUGUCAAUUUAUUAUUAUUAAUAUUAUUAUUAUUAUAGUUCAGAGUUAUUCGACCGAGGGAUGGGAGUGCGAAACUACCCGAGCGUUCUAUACCUGCUCCAUACAACAUUGUGUUCAGUGCUGUAUCUUUGAAAAUAUUUCGAACUAACCUAUAUAACUUUGUCUAUACAUUCUUAUUAUAUGUAAUAAUAAAUAAAAUGAAUUUUGCGCCUUCUAAAGCAGCAUCCCCUUAAGUAUCUCUUUAUUCUUUGGUCUGUAUCUGUUUACCGACAUGUAUUGUUUCCUUUUUAUUGUUUUGGCGCCAUUAGAAGUCUAUAAACUAAGUAAAUAUAUAAAAUAGUUAAUAACCUA